Messenger RNA from Anguilla anguilla (European eel), 1400 nucleotides. RefSeq names its product nuclear casein kinase and cyclin-dependent kinase substrate 1a (gene nucks1a). The record is from RefSeq and is a predicted model, not a curated record. Gene Ontology annotation, cellular component: cytoplasm. Gene Ontology annotation, molecular function: double-stranded DNA binding; single-stranded DNA binding. The transcript has 8 exons. Gene Ontology annotation, biological process: double-strand break repair via homologous recombination; interstrand cross-link repair. Bases 255 to 1133 code for a protein of 292 amino acids. NCBI's taxonomy places the organism in Eukaryota, Metazoa, Chordata, Actinopteri, Anguilliformes, Anguillidae.
AGCGGGUAGGUUGUGCAGAACCUGCAGUUUCAGUUUGUUUUAUUCACCAUUUUGUGUAGCUGAGGGUAAAAUUAAACUAAAAUUCCUUUUAAAGCACAUUUCUUCCUUUUAUUUUUUUUGUUUUACGCGUGGAAUUGGGCGAUUUUAUGUGACGUUGCAUCACGUCCAUAAUAGCAAAAUUGAACGUUUUAAUUUUUAUUUUCCUUGGAUUUUUCCCUUUUUACAUUUUUUAACCUCUACAGUAUUUCUGCAAAAUGUCAAGACCAGUAAGGAACAGGAAGGUCGUGAAUUACUCGCAGUUCAAUGAGUCCGACGAUGCAGACGAGGAGUAUGGCAGAGACUCGGAGAGAGCCAAAAAGAUGCGCGCGACCCCGCGAGAAGUGAAGCACAAGAAGAGGCCGGGGAAGAACUCUCAGGAGGACAGUGAUGAUUCUGAUGACAAACUUUCAAAAUCCAAAAAUGAUUCUGCUGAUGACUUCGGUAGUGAUGAAGACAAUGACUUUGGCGAGGAGGAAGAGGAGGAAGGGGGCAGCGACUACGACACCAAAAGGGGCAAGAAGGGGAAGAAAGUGAGCAGGAGGUCACUGAAGAGGAAACGAGAUGCAGACGACAGCGACGACGAUCGCGAGGUGAGCAAGAAGGUGCGGCAGGUCCGGCAGGCCGCCUCCAAGGCCGUGUCCAAACAGAGGGAGAUGCUGCUGGGGGACGGGGGCAGCGAGGACGAGGACCGCGAGGAUGACGAGCAGGCCCUCCUGGACCAGUCGGAGGGCAGCGACGAGGACUUCAUGGUGGACGACGACGAUGACAGCGACUACGGCCACUCCAAGAAGAGGAGCAAGAAGGUGAUCAGGAGAAGUAGGCCCGAGAGGAAGGAGAAGAAGUCCCCAAAACCCAGACUAAAGGCCACAGUGACCCCCAGCCCCAUGAAAGGCAAGGGGAAGGGCCGGCCCAGCGCCGCCAAGGCCCUGGAGAAGUCCUCGCCCAAAGAGGAGGGGGACCCCGACAGCGCCCCCGAGGAAGAGGAGGAGGACGAGGUGGAGAAGAGAGAGACCCCUCCCCCCAAGAAGACAGAGGAGGCGCCCGAGGAAGAGGACGACGUAUCGGAAGAGGAAGCACCCUCUGGGGAAGACUAGCCGGUCCCAGGCAGCAAAACCCCUCGCUCUGUUUUACCUUUUAGUCUUUAGGUCUUUUUUUUUUUUUCUCCUCCCUUCUCCUCUUCCUCUUUUUUUUUUUUCCUUUUUUUGUUCUUUAGCGUUAGAAGAUUUCAGUUUCCGUGUUGGCCUGGCUCAAUGGUUUGGACAUUUUACAUCAUUUUUUUGCUUUUAUAUAGCCUUUCUUUAAGGACUUUUGAGUGUGUGUGUGUGUGUGCGCGCGUGUGCAUGUGUGCCUGCAUGUGCGUG